Molecule: messenger RNA, 3236 nt
Organism: Polypterus senegalus (gray bichir)
Lineage: Eukaryota; Metazoa; Chordata; Cladistia; Polypteriformes; Polypteridae
Product: vascular cell adhesion protein 1-like
Exons: 5
Coding region: 76-1131 (351 amino acids)
Biological process (GO): cell-cell adhesion
Cellular component (GO): cell-cell junction
Molecular function (GO): integrin binding
Source: RefSeq, a predicted model, not a curated record
GAAAACAGCAAGCGGGCUUCAGAGUCACAGAGCAACACGUCUGGCUCCGACUUCGGACGACUUCACUGAGGUGGCAUGGACUUCAAAGUCUGGAUACAUCGUCUUGUGGUGCUCUUUACAUUGUGGGACAGAAGAGUUGAAGCAGGAUGCGACGUGGUCAUCACUCCCUCCAGCAUCUUUGUGAAAUCCGGAGACCCGGUGCGUGUCACCUGCAGCACAAACCGCAAAGACUUCAAGGCUAUCGGCUGGAAUGCGCCGGUGUCGCCUGUGAUGAAAGACAAAGGUGGGAAAGCCAUUUGGAGUGUGGAUAAUCUUACCAUCAGGGAUGCCGAGGUCAGGUGCUUCUUAAACUUGAGUGCACCGCCCUAUCAUUGUGAAAAGAAGCUCCAUCUCUUUGUAUACAAUUUGCCAGAACCCACCCUUGAAUUGGAAAGAGGAAUACAUGUGAAUGACACCGUGAACGUGACCUGCAGCGUGAAGGGUCAGCACCCAACCAACACCACCCAACGGCUGCUCAUCCCUGGCCUCAAACUAAAUUUGAGUAGCGUGAAUGGAAAGCCCGUAAUCAGCAAUUUCAAAGCACGGAAAGAGCACAACGGGCUGAAGGUCAUCUGUGAGACUCACCUGCACUUACCCACCGCAACGUACCGGAGGAACAGCAGUGUCACCCUCAAUGUGUCAUUCCCCCCAGUUAUAAGCCCUCGUCUCCCCGUAAAGCCACUCAUCACCGCUGGAUGGAGUUUGGAAAGCCAGUUGACAUGUGCAGCUGAUGGAAACCCCCGGCCAAAUAUCCGCUGGUUCAAAGAUGAUAAAGUAGUGGAACCUUCCAAAGUAAUGGACUGGGGCGAUGAAGGCUUAUAUGAAUGUGUGGCCGAGAACACGCAUGGGAGAACACGACGGAGUGUGGCGAUCGUCAUCACCCACGAUUACCUUCCACGGAUUGCCGGGACUUCGGCUGUGAUCCUUGUCUUUGUCCUCAUCAUAGUCAUCAUCUUUUAUGUGAUCUACUACACCAAAAACAAAACGGGCCAAUACAGAAUCGAAGACCGAAAAAUCAUGUUUACCAAACAAGGAGUGGGCCUCAACGGGGGCACGGACCACAUUGUCUUCACGCCACUAAUCACUCUUUGAGAAAACUUCUAGGGAGGGCAUUCCUGUCCCAACCAAAGAAACAAUAGGAGGAGACCCCCCCACCCCGAGUGUGUGUUUUCCGGUGGGAGUAGAAGAGUAUUGUGUGGCCACAACUGUUUAGGAAAGCAGAAAAUAAAAGGUAACCAAUGAGGCCACAUCCUGCUGUGGUGGGGGGGCAUUUUGACCAGUCCUCCGAGGAGCUUCAACUCCAUUAGCUUUACUAACAAACGAGACUUUUCAAUCAAGCUUAUCCAUCAGCCGACUGUACUGAUUGUCUUCAAAUGUACUACUGCAUUUUUUAUUAUCGUUCCUUGGUGGGCUUUUCUAGGACCCCAGUCUGUAUUUUAAACAGCACCAUUAUAUGCACUGUAACAGGACCUUAGUGAAUGACGGGUCCUCGCGAUCAGGAGUCCGAAUGGUCACCUGGGGAGUGGGAGCUCUCCUUGGGGUCACUUGGCUCAGACUGCUGUUCUUCCUCAUUCGUUCAGUGGGUCUUAAGUCCCAGAGCUGUAGCUUCUUUCAGUGAAGACGCACAUCUUUGAGAGUUUUCAUGCAAAGAACCGUAAACGCGUGAAAUAAAUGACCAAGUAGUGUGGAAGAGAGUAGAACUUCAGGGACCUUCAGAUCUCAACUUGAUGCUAUUUUGGAGAAUCCGGGUGAAUAGGAUGGACAAGCUUGUUGGGCUGAAUGGCUUGUUCUUGUCACAAGUGUCCAAAUGACCUAAUGUUCUAAUAUGAGCAGAACAACCACUAGAGGAGACCACCUUCUAGACCAAAGUGAUUCCAGGACAGUAAUGAUUAACAGGUAGGGCUUUAAAGGAGGGGUCAACAUGGCUGGAAGCACAGGUAUUUGUCACCUACUAGGCCUGCACCGAGUCAUCAGCGGGGAACCGACCUUCCCUGAUGUUUUACCCUUUAUGACUUGAGAACAUCUCAGGAUGGUGAGUCCAUAGUAGGUGACGUCUCCCUACCACUCCCUACAACCGAGCCUAAGAUCCUUGCUCUCCCCAUUUUCAUCACUUCUUCGAAGAUGACUGCAGAAACUCCCUUGCAAUUCUUUAAACUUUUUUGUUGGCCUUGAACCAGUAACUUUAUUGAGUGGAGACUCCAUUGCGACCUCUGCAACCGACUUCUACUGGGUAGCUUGCUGUCUUCCACCCUGCUUCUAUGCACGCCUCUGCCAACUCCUUGUAUGUCUCCCUAUUCCUCUCAAAGGCUGCCUCCGUUCCUUCCUCCCAAUGGGAUGAUGAGCUUGGCCAUGAAUCACCGUCCUGAAAAACAUAGACCCCAGGGUGAUGUCUGCUUGGAGGGGAGUUGUAGUCGAUUUCAAGUGGAAACUUCAACUGCUGGUCCAGGUCAGCUCUCAGGUUGCACUCUCUUUCAGGUGUCGGUUGUGGCCACUGCCUGUGGGUGAUGUUCUUUGCCCCUUCACCUUACCUGUCUAAAGUGCAUCAACCGUUGUGAUGUGAUGUGUUACAAAACAAAGACAAUGAGGUCCAAUCCACUAAGGUAGCCCCCCAACUAGCACCUGCAACCCACGUGUCUCACCUUCCAGAUCUUUCUCUCACACUGGCCCCCUCUUCCUCUUUUUCCACUCUGCCAAGUCAGCAUUUGUCACUACUGUACUUUCAACUCAGGACCCCUUGGAGUGAAGCUGCAGUGGCCUACUCAAAGCUACACACAGGAGAACUUCCAGCGUCACAGCCACUCUCUCUAAUGAUCCCAUUUUCCCUUCUGACUAGGUUGCCCAUUAAAGCCCCUAACUGUUAGGCGCCCCUGCAGGAGUUGGAAACUUCAAUGAGUUAUUCAGCUGCUGCUGCUGCUGCUGCUUCCUUUUCUGGAUGGCUGACAACUGCUUUAUUUAAGAAUGGGCACACCGCCCCCUAGAGGCAGAGUGUGGUGGUCUGUUAAUGUAAAUGCACUGACUGACUGUGAGCUGCUUUUGUUUUUACUGUACUUGUACCGUACGUAACCUAACUUCACUGGAAAAAAAAUCUCCAUCCUUCCGUAUUGAGGUGAGUUCAGAAAAAUCGAAUGUCAAUUCAUGAGUAUGUCUCAUGUGUCUGUGUGUGUUUUAUAAUAAAACUUUGAAAUGCAAUCACUAUA